This is a messenger RNA of Rubroshorea leprosula, 3421 nucleotides long. The record is from the annotation of a GenBank genome assembly. Lineage: Eukaryota; Viridiplantae; Streptophyta; Magnoliopsida; Malvales; Dipterocarpaceae.
AUUAUGAGGGAAACUUUCCACGCUAUGCUUGUUCUAGUUACUGUAUUGUUCUUUGGAGCUGCACAGUUUUGUUCCGGUUGGAACACAAGCUUUAGCUGUAUAGAAAGGGAGAGAGAAGCCCUCUUGAAGUUCAAACUUUGUUUUAAUGAUCCAUCGCAUAUGUUGUCUUCUUGGAAAGGCAAUCACUGUUGUGAAUGGAGAGGAGUAGGCUGUGACAAAAAAAGCAGAUAUGUUGUCUCGCUUCAACUCAAGGGAUCAAUCUCUAAUCAAGUUUACUUGAUUAACGAUGUAGAGGAGGUUGUUUCAAGUUUGCUCAAGCUGAGAUACUUGGAACACCUGGACUUGAGCAACAAUAAUUUCAGUGGUAAUUUUAUUCCACCAUCCUUUGGCUUGAUGAAGCAGUUGAGAUACCUAAAUCUCUCUUAUAUGCAGUUCAGAGGAAGAAUUCCUAGUGAACUUGGAAAUCUUACAAGGCUUCAUGCUCUUGAUCUUUCUCAGCAUUAUUAUGGGAGAUUGAAGGUUGAUGAUGACAUUCAGUGGAUUUCUCGUCUCUCUCCUUUGCAACAACUUGAUAUGAGUGGAGUAAAUCUAAGCCAUGCCUCAUCAAACUUGUUCCAGGUACUUGGCAUGCUUUCUUCAUUAUCAUGGUUGAGUCUGUCAGACUGUAGUCUAAAAAAUUCUCAUCUACCAUCUCACAACCAUCCCCUUAAUUUUACGUUGGUUGGAAAUAUUCAACACUUCGAUAUUUCACAGAACUCUUUUCAUGGUCCAAUACAUAUUUUUCUCCAAAACAUGACUUCAUUGACAUUUCUUGAUAUGAGUGGAGUAAAUCUAAGCCUUACAUCAUCAAACUUGUUUCAAGUACUUGGCAUGCUUCCUUCCCUAUCAUGGUUAAGUCUGUCAAGCUGUAGUCUCAAAAAUAGUCACUUGCCAUCUCACAACCAUCCCCUUAAUUUUACAUUGCUUGGCAAUAUUCAACACUUGGAUCUUUCAACUAACCUUUUCCAAGGUCCAAUACCUAUAUUUCUCCAAAACAUGACUUCCUUGAUAUUUCUUUAUCUUGUUGGCAAUCAAUUGAGUGGGAGUAUUCCAGAUAGCAUCGGGCAACUUUCUAAGUUAGAGCUCAUAGAUCUUUCUUUCAAUCAAUUGAGUGGGAGUAUUCCAGAUAGCAUUGGGCAACUUUCUAAGUUAGAGAGCAUAGAUCUUUCUGCUAAUCAAUUGAGUGGGAGUAUUCCAGAUAACAUCGGGCAACUUUCUAAGUUAGAGAGUAUAAAUCUUUUUGUCAAUCAAUUGAAUGGGAGUAUUCCAGAUAGCAUCGGGCAACUUUCUAAGUUAGAGAGUAUAGAUCUUUCUGUCAAUCAAUUGAGUGAGAGUAUUCCAUAUAGCAUUGGGCAACUUUCUAAGUUAGAAAGCAUAGAUCUUUCUAUCAAUCAAUUGAGUGGGAGUAUUCCAGAUAGCAUUGGACAACUUUUUAAGUUAGAGGGCAUAGAUCUUGCUGGCAAUCAAUUGAGUGGGAGUAUUCCUGAUAGCAUCGGGCAACUUUCUAAAUUAGAGAGCAUAUAUUUUUAUCACAAUCGAUUGAGUGGGAGUAUUCCCGAUAGCAUUGGGCAACUUUCUAAAUUAGUGAGCAUAUCUCUUUUUGUCAAUCAAUUGAGUGGGAGUAUUCCAGAUAGCAUUGGGAAACUUUCUAAGUUAGAGAGUAUGGAUCUUUCUGCCAAUCAAUUGAGUGGGAGUAUUCCAAAUAGCAUAUGGAAACUUUCUAAGUUAGAGAGUAUAGAUCUUUCUAACAAUCAAUUGAGUGGAAGUCUUCCAGAUAGCAUCGGGCAACUUUCUCAGUUAGGCAGCAUAAAUCUUUCUAGCAAUCAAUUUGAAACAGGAUUUCCUGAAUGGCUUCAAUUGCAAAAGACAAUAAUUUGGGUUGAUCUCUCUAAUGCUAGCAUCUCAGGUCCUCUUCCAGAAAACAUAGGUCAUAUGAUGCCAAUGUUGCGUGGAUUAUAUCUUGCAGAUAACCUCAUGAAUGGUUCAAUUCCAAUGUCACUAUGUAACUCAAAAUCUUUGGAAUUUCUUGAUCUUUCAAACAAUAUGUUAUCUGGAAGUAUUCCUAAUUGUUGGAGAAAUGAUCAAUCAUUCAAUUUUAUUGAUCUAUCUUCUAACAAUCUCUCGGGUUUAUUUCCGAGCACAAUGGCACGACUUUCUUCUUUAACUGUAUUGCAUUUAAACAAUAAUAGCCUCCAUAAGGGACUACAUGUGGCCUUGAAAAACUUCACUUCUUUAGAGGUUUUGGAUUUGGGUGAAAAUAAAUUUUCUGGAAAUCUAACAAGCAUUGUAGGGGGCAAGAUCGGCAACCACUCUUUAAAGAUUCUCCGACUGCGAAAAAAUUUGCUUUUCGGUUAUAUUCCUUUAGAACUAUGCUCUCUUUCUCAAUUGCAAAUUCUCGAUCUUGCGGAUAACAAUCUGACAGGAAGGAUUCCUCCUUGUUUUGGAAAGUUUCCAAUUAUGGUGAAUGCAACAAAAUUGAUCCAUGACAUGUAUUAUUAUAUUUCAGAUAGAAAUUGGGAUCAGACGCCUUUGACAGAGGUUGUGAAAGGGAGAUACCUUAACUAUAUAGGAAAAACUCUAAGACUUGAGAUUAAUAUAGAUCUUUCAAGAAACAGUCUAAUAGGAUCCAUACCAGAGGAGCUAAUUUUUCUUAAGGAUUUGCACAGUUUGAAUUUAUCUUGGAAUCAUCUCUCAGGAAAGAUCCCUGAGAAAAUUGGACAAAUGGAGAAUUUGGAAUCUCUUGAUUUCUCUAAGAAUGGCCUCUCGGGAAUGAUCCCAAACAGCAUGUCAAGUUUAACCAAAUUAAGCCACCUCAACUUGUCCUACAAUAAUUUGUCAGGGCCAAUUCCAACAGGCUAUCAACUCCAAACACUUGAAGAUCCAACCAUAUAUGCUGGCAAUCCUCAACUCUGUGGAGCUCUACUCCUAAAGAAAUGCUCAAAUGAUGCACUACCUCCGACAACUGCCAACUUCAAGGACAACGAUAAAGGUGAACUUAAAAGAAUGUGGUUUUACAUUGUCGUGAUGUUAGGCUUUGCAACUGGAUUUUGGGGAGUUGUGGGAACUUUGAUUUUGGUGAAAAGUUGGAGAUAUGCUUAUUUUCAAUGGGUGGAUGAUGUCCAACACUGGAUACUUGUGGCUAUAACAUUGAAGGUGGCACAACUCAAGAAGAUGUUCAAUGGCAACCAAGAUGAUCAAUGAGUUAUAUAUAGAGUAUGUUGUUGUUGCUACAUUUAUUAUUAAGUUAGUUGCACAUCCUCAUGUUGCAAGGUAUGGUGUCAGGCCCAACUUUGAAUGGCUCAAUAUUGAAAAGGCCAAUUUUAAAUGAAAACAUAAACAUUAGAGUUUGUAAAGUUUUCAAUAAUAUAACAUAAGCUCUAGU